This is a messenger RNA of Moneuplotes crassus, 1432 nucleotides long. The record is from the annotation of a GenBank genome assembly. NCBI's taxonomy places the organism in Eukaryota, Ciliophora, Spirotrichea, Euplotida, Euplotidae.
AAAUGAACGAAGAACUCAAAUUGACAGACCUUGGCAAGACCAGAAGUGGAGCUGAACGGGCCGACCAUAACAGAAUGAACCUGGGCCUUAAGAGACCAAAGAAGAACGACUCUCAGGCCUCAAUAGAGCCUAGAAUGUGGAAUACAAGUGUAGAAGCCCCCGAAGGCUUCAGAGCUGGCAGAAGCUGCAUCAGUACAAAACAGUAUAAUAAGGAAACAGAAAGUAAUGCACCCCCCGAUGGAAAUGUUAUCAUUCUUUCAAGGAUGGGUAGAAUGUCAGGACAGGUACCUAAUCAAGCUACUAUUGAUCCAGAGUUUGGAAAUGAUGCAGAGAUUGUUAAGAAUAAUGAUAAAUCAGAAGACAAUCUAAUAGAUGCAAAAUAGCUUAGAGAUGUACGCUCACAAUACAAUAAGGAGGAAUGGCUUUCAUUGUCCAUGGAGCAUAGCAGUAGUAGGUACAUACUCCAUCAUCCUGAUGGAGUUGGCUACCUUCUCAGUUGCUGUCUGCCCAUGGUUGCUAGAAGUCACUUCUACUGAGUAUUUUGGCUUCAUUAUAGCCCUUUUUGCGAUAUUAGCAGUGACUUGUCUCGCCCUAGCUAUUGCCUGUAUGAUGAUAGAUCCUGCAGAUCCGAUUCUUAAGGAAAGCAAAGAUAUUAAUGUUGAAAAAUUUACUUACGAGUGUCAUACCUGUGAUUGAUACGUCCAUGAAAGCACAAAACAUUGUAAGGACUGAAAUAAGUGCGUCAGAGGAUUUGAUCAUCAUUGAAUAUGGCUCAAUACUUGAAUAGGAGUAAGGAACUAUCGCUACUUCUUUGCUUUAUUAACUUUCUAUCUUCUGCUGAGUUUUAUCUUGAUCGGUCUUGUUGGUGUAAUAAUUGCCCGAGUGAAGGUCAUCACCUACACAGAUGAUUAUAUACCUCUUAGGGUUUAUUUAAGCAUUUUCAUGCUGAUUGAGCUGUUCACUAAAUUUCUCCUCAGCUUCCUCUGGUGCUUCCAUAUCUACCUCUUCUUGGUUGGUACCACAACCUACGGAUUCAUUAUUUCCAGAAGACAGCAGAAGGCUAUAGUCAAAUCUGAUGUCAAAGAACAGGAGCAGAACUGAAAGAAGAUACAGCAAGAAAUAACUGAGAGAUGAAGGCAAGCUUUCGAGAACCAUGCACGAAACAUGAGCUCACCCAACUGGAGAUACGAGAAGGAUAUUAGCAGAGAAAGCCAGGAUCUCAAUGCUUCUUCAAAUAAGUCGCUUGAAAAAUCAAGCAUGAACUCAUGUAUGAAGUAUGAAGACCCAUAAAGAACCAUUAAAAGUAAUUAAAUACACAUUUUCCUGAAAUAUUUAUGCAAAAUAACUUGUGAGAGUAUUCUUAUCUUGCCAAUAAAGCCUGCAAAAUUCCUAAAAUGGCUUAUCUAGAAGCUCGCCUAAAGUAAAGCACUGU